Messenger RNA from Microstroma glucosiphilum, 974 nucleotides. RefSeq lists its product as hypothetical. The coding region runs from base 73 to 843 and encodes 256 amino acids. Lineage: Eukaryota; Fungi; Basidiomycota; Exobasidiomycetes; Microstromatales; Microstromataceae. Gene Ontology annotation, biological process: cytoplasmic microtubule organization. The record is from RefSeq and is a predicted model, not a curated record. The transcript is spliced from 3 exons. Gene Ontology annotation, cellular component: microtubule plus-end; nucleus; cytoplasm. Gene Ontology annotation, molecular function: microtubule plus-end binding.
CCAGACCUUCGAAUAUUGACCCCACAUUGACCUCCUCGUCUGGCCAGCCUCGCACCUUUACCAUCUUGUACCAUGGCAGCCAUCACACUCUUCCUCCACGCUCCAGCUACCAACAUCUCCUCUGAGCGACUCCUCUCACCCAGCGAGUCCAUCUCCUCACUCCGCAGCCGCCUCGAGCACCUCACCGGCAUCCCUCCCACCGCACAGAAAAUCUCCCUCUACACCUCGCGCACAGACGAUCCCAGCCCUUCUGCACCGCCUAGACUCGUGACGCCUGUCCGCUCUGAACCUGCAUCGGAUGAGGAGGAUGAAAUCACACUGAUGAUGCUUGGGGUGAGAGAGGGGAUGGGAAUCAAGGUCGAGGAUACACGACCCCCCGACGUGGCUAGGAUGUACACUGACGAGUCGCUGCUGAAGGAGAGGUUCGAGCUGACAGAAGAAGAGUAUGCGAAUAGGAGCGAUACUGUCCUCUCCUACAAGCAGCGUCACAAAAUGGGCCGCUUCGACCCAAAUGCCGUCGCCUCUGCCGAGGCAGAAGCUGCCUCCAUCGAAGAGCAAGUAGCAUGGGCUCACACCGCCUACCCGCUUGGCUCCCGGUGCGAAGUGGAAGGAGGUUACCAGCGCAGGGGAGCUGUGCGAUUUGUGGGCACGACGGAAUUUGCAAAGGGCGUGUGGGUGGGGGUGGAGUACGAUGAGCCGGUAGGGAAGGGAGAUGGAAGCGUCAAUGGCUCGCGAUACUUUACCUGUUCAGCAAAGCACGGAGGCUUCGUCAAGCCAGACAAGGUCAAAGUGGGCCACUAUCCACCCAUCGAGCCCUUCGACGAGGAUGAUGAAGAGUUUUGAGCAAAACCCACCUCGAAGUGAAGCUUGGCGAGAUGGAAGCAGGUGUCACAGACUGGAUAUACCUUACCUUUAUCGUGCUAUGUCUACGUGGGAGCUCGAAGGGCCGCAAUGCAUGCUUGGUGUUCGCCUUC